Molecule: messenger RNA, 210 nt
Organism: Colletotrichum tamarilloi
Lineage: Eukaryota; Fungi; Ascomycota; Sordariomycetes; Glomerellales; Glomerellaceae
Exons: 2
Coding region: 1-210 (69 amino acids)
Source: RefSeq, a predicted model, not a curated record
AUGGCCCAGGCCGAGCCGCCUCUGGGCCGAGAACGAUGCCCCAUGGCGCCUGCGCACACAACACUCGAGGACUGGUCUGGAUGGUCGGGAAACAGAUUUGCCAAGUUCCCUUCGUCGUUCCAGUCACUGUGCUUCUCGACGGGCCCGUCUUGCCAUCUUCCCAGCUACGCCUACCAUUCCUGCGACCAUUCCUACCAAGCCCACUUCUGA